This is a messenger RNA of Branchiostoma floridae (Florida lancelet), 1414 nucleotides long. RefSeq names its product calmodulin-beta-like. The record is from RefSeq and is a predicted model, not a curated record. Gene Ontology annotation, molecular function: enzyme regulator activity; calcium ion binding. NCBI's taxonomy places the organism in Eukaryota, Metazoa, Chordata, Leptocardii, Amphioxiformes, Branchiostomatidae.
UCACUGACCCAUGAGCUGUGUAAUUACGCCCUGGAAAGUUCACCGUAAAGGUUACGCCCGUCUUGGGAAGAAUCGACCUAAACUGCUUGUCUACUUCAGAUUGUAAGCCUACAGAGAUUUCAAUUAGUCUUGACAGAAUGGCUGCCGGCAACCCAAAUUUUGAUGAGAAACAGAAGGCUUUGUUCAAGAGAUGCUUUGAUAUGCUUGACAAAGACAAAGAUGGAUUCCUCCUGUCACGUGAGCUGGGGAAGGCGAUGACGUCUGUCGGGAUCAAACCUUUGCCCUCUGACCUAGCUCUCAAGCAAUCUCUGGUAGCGUUUGAUCUGGACGAAAACAACAUGCUGGACUUUGAGGAGUUUUUGAAUUUGAUGUUCUUCCUCAAACAAAUGAUGACACCCGAUCCGAAAUUCUUACAAGAGACAUUCUCAAAGCAUGACAAGGAUGGAAAUGGUGUCUUGGACAAAGAAGAGCUGAAAGAGGCCAUAAAAUCCAUUGGUAUGGUGCACAGCGAUAAGCACAUCGACUUCAUGGUCAAGAUUGCGGACAAGAAUGGUGAUGGCGUCAUCCAAUAUGAAGAGUUCGUGGAGAUCAUAACGCCCAAAACAAAGUAGAUGUUAGGAAAGAGAUUUCGAUCUGGAAGAAUUUGAAGUUCUACUGGUAGAGGUCGUAAUCGAAGUCUCUGUCGAUAGAAACCGAUCGUGAUCUCCGCUGGUAUUUUCGACUACUGUUGGAAUCGCCUAUUUUACACGUAGAGACGCUGUGCACGAUUUCUGUCGAUGGAGAUUUCGAUUGCGGCCUCUUACUGUUGAGUUGCCACUUCUGCCAAAUCAUCAUUUCUAGCCUAAAAAAUCCGAGAAGCAACAUAUUAAAUUGCUGUGGCCUUACAUAUAUAUGAAAGAAAGCGAGAGUCACGUCGACUAAUAUAUAUGCGGUGUAUAGCGAAUUUGUUAUAAAAGGGCCAAUCAAAAUCUCUCUCUACCAAAACAGCUGUAACACGUCUACCUAAUGUGUUAGUAAUGUGUUAGCAUUACAGAUGUGCAAUGAAUACACUAGGUCUGGCAACUUACCAAUUAGCGUUAACAAUAAAAUGUAAAAGUAUCAUGAAUAACUUAAUGUUCAACACCAACAAAUUAGGAAAGAAAUAUAACCACUUCGUAAUACUUCGACUCACUGCUAUUUACAUAUGCACAUCGUAGUGCUUCACUCAAUUUUUUUUCAAGCAUGAUGUCUUGAAAUACGGGGGAAGUUUUGAUUCUAUAAGAUGCUAGCUUUCGAUUUUAUCCGAGGGUUGUUAUCAACUGGCACUUUGCUCUCCAUGUGUAUUAUAAUACCUGCAUAUGAACAUUUCUAAUUGGAGAAUAAUUCCGUCUUAGCAUCUAUUUGCAUGUGUGUCUUAAUAAAGCUUCUAAAUUCA